Messenger RNA from Callorhinus ursinus (northern fur seal), 19170 nucleotides. The record is from RefSeq and is a predicted model, not a curated record. NCBI's taxonomy places the organism in Eukaryota, Metazoa, Chordata, Mammalia, Carnivora, Otariidae.
AUGGGCAGGCCUUGCCGCACCCUCAUUGUCCUGCCCAGUCCAAACCUGCCCUCCUGGGCCAGCCAUGCUCGGUCCUUUGAAGACCCCUCCCAGAGCCUGGGGGCCCUUCUCCCCUCAGCUGGGGGAGGAAGCCGUCUCCCGUCCAGCCUGCCCUGGGAGGCUGCCCCCUGGUGGCUGCGCCCGGAAGACACCCGUGGGGGGUCCGCCCAGCCUCAGGGCACCUUGGCCAGCGAGCAGCUCACCCCCAACUCUUUCCAAGCCCCUGCCGGCAUGGGAAGGGAGCUCCACCUGGGUGCACUGCCCCCGCUUCACUGUGUGAUGGGUGCUGGUGCUGCCUUACCCCACCAGGGAGAGCUCUCCCUCCAGCCCAAAGUGUCCACGGCAGGAGCGGGCAGCAAGGAGGAGGCUGCGGAGGCCAUCCUGGGAGGGGUGGGCAUCGGUGGGCACGUGCUGGACGGCCUGGGUCUUGGGACCUGCGGUGUGGCAGGUCAGCAGACACCCAUCAGCUGGCCCAGCACCUGCCUGGCCACAUGGGGUCCUUGGGAGCUGAGGCAAGUGGGCAGGGCCUUGCACCGGGGCCCUUCCGUGCUGGAGAGCCGGGGCUCCCGGCUGGCCUGCACAUCGCAGGCCCUGCUCGCCCCCAUCUCCCAUCGGCAAGGGAACCGCAAGUACACAGCGCUUGCUGAGGGCUCCCACAGUGGGGGCCGAGGCGGGGCCGGCCGGCUGGAGCAGGGCCCGCUGGGCUCCAAGGCCCUCGUUCCCAGCGUGGGGAACGGCUGCGGCUGGCGGCGGAGCUCUGGGCGAGGUCGGGCAGCCCGGGCGGGCGGCAGGUUUCUGGGCGGGCUGGGGGAGCUUGGCAGCCCGCCCCAAGCCCCUCCUCCUGCCCGCCUAGGCCCCACCCCAGACCAGAGUGCCGCCCCCACUGCGUUCCCUCCGUCCCUUGCGCGCUGGUGGCGUGGGCGGGCGCCACCUCUUCUGGACUCAGCCCUCCCCUGCACCCCUCCCCCCGGGGGCGAGCCGCCUCGGGUGGGCACAGCGGCCCCAGACAUCCAUCGGGAAAUCGAGGCGCAGAGAAGCCUGCAGUGGGCGGGGGCUUGGGUCUCCUCGCCACCGGCAGUGUGGGCACCUGCAGAGAGGGCUUCCCCAAGCCCGGCCCGUGUGCCGGAGCUGGCGUCCAUCACUGCUGUGUCUUCGUGGAUAUCUGGCCGGCAGCUGCAGCCUGAGGAGCCGGACGCAGACACAGAAGAGGACCACUCUGUAACGGAAGGGCCCGUGGACGAGAUCAUUCGGCCACGGCCACAGGGGUCCUCCCCUGUGUAUGAAUACACUGUGGAGGGUGCUAGCUCUGGACUCCCGGAGGACACACCGAGGCGGCGGGCUUCCUCGGGCUCUGGGGGACGGAGAUCCUGGUGGAAGCGAGAUUCGGGGGACUCCCAGACAUUCUCCAGGAUGAGUGGUCCGCAGUCCAUGCAGGAGGCGACAGAGGUGACGCUGAUGACCGAGGCGGAAGCUGGAGCCAGCGGCUACAGCGUCACAGGUGGUGGGGACCAGGGGAUUUUUGUGAAACAAGUCCUGAAGGACUCGUCAGCUGCCAAGCUCUUCAGCCUGAGAGAAGGGGAUCAGCUGCUCAGCACAACCAUAUUCUUUGACAACAUUAAAUAUGAAGACGCUCUCAAAAUUCUUCAGUACUCAGAGCCUUACAAGGUGCAGUUCCAAGUCAAACGGAAACGUCCUGCCACAGAGGACGAGGAAGGCGCUGCCAGGGGGGCUCAGCAUGGCCCGAAGGGCAGUGAGAAGCAGGACAAAGAUGUGGCUGAUGGCUCCACGGAGACCCCCACACAGACCCUGGAAGGGGGAGGAGACCAGGAGAGACUGCUCGCCAAGCCCAGGGAGGGCAGACGCAGGCGGCCCCAAAAAGAGAGGCUGUCCUGGCCCAAAUUCCAGUCAAUAACGAGCAAGCACAUGCCGGGACCGCGGAGGUCACACAGCUCCUCAGAGGCUUACGGGCGGGGAGAUGCACCUGACGUGUCCCCCACGAGCACAGACACGGAGGCCCAGCUCCCAGCAGAGGAUCAGGAGCAGAAGGCGGGACCGGACGGCCAGCGGAGAGGGAGGUUCCUGAACCUCAGGUUCAGGAUGGGCUCAGGGAAGGGUCCGACGCUGGAGGGGCGACCAAGCAGAGGGGUCCAAGGUGGAGCUCUCCAGGCCGGGGUCGUGGAGGAGGCCGGAUCCUGCGAGGACAGACAAGAGGCCCCCGAGGCCACUGUGCAAAGCAGGGGAGAGGACGGGACGGCAGAGGUACCAGCGGGGACACCCAUAGAGCCUGGAGCCCCCAGCCGGGGAGCCCUGGGGGAAGGGGCCAGUGUGGCGUCUAGGCGCCGAAAAGAAACAAAGGAGGUGACAGACCCGGAGGACGCUGUGUCAGAGGGGGAGCCUGGGGUGAGCUCAGCCCCACAAGGCGGGGAGGGCCUCAGGGAGGUGGCUCAGGGCAUGGAAAUUGGGAUUGCCAGAUCGGCUCUGCAAGGCAAAGGAGACGCACAGGGCCGUCAACCAGAAUUCCAAAUCCAAAUACCCAGUUUAAAAACACCCGUGUUUAAAUUUUCCAAAGAAAGAAAGCAAGACACAGAAGGAGGCACAGCACCACUGGUCCAGGGGCACGGGCAGGGAGGGACCACGGCACAGGAGACCCGCCCCGCGGGGGCGGGGGCACCAGGACCCCAGCUGGCAGCACCCGAGAAGCCCAAAGCGCACCUGCCAGAGCGGGAAGGAGGAGGAGCAGGGGGCGCUGAGGAAGGUCACAGGGGAAGAGGGAAGAAGGAUGGGGACAAGGACAAAGGAGGGAGGGAGGAGAGAUGGACAGUGCUCAAGUUCAACAUGCCCUCCUUCACGCGGUCGCCCAGAAAGGGCGCGAGAGCAGCCGGGGAGAAGCCCGCCCUGGCCUCGGACCAAGAAACGGGAAGCACCGUGACAGUGAAGCCACUACAGGCAGAAGGCAAAGAAAUCCUAGAAGACAAAGAACGAGACACAAGAGGGGGGCAGCCACCAGGACCAGAGGAACGAGGACCGGAGCUUGAGAGGGAGCAAGGGGACCUGUCACUGGGAGACCAGGAGGUGGCCGCCACAGACGGCAAGUUCAAGAUGCCGUCCUUCGGUGCGUCGGCGCCAAGCAAGGAUUUGGGAACAUCUGUGGACGUGUCGGGGCCCAGGGUCAGAGCCGAGGCCACACUGCCCUCCCUGGGAGGAGAGGUGCGAGCCCCAGAGGGUGCCGUCCAAGUGCCCAGUGCUGAUACCGACCUCCCUGGGGAAGAGCUGGAGGUGUCCCCCCCCGAGGGAGAGGUGGCUGUGUCCGGGCUGGAGGGCAAAGCAGCAGGGGUCAAGAUCAAGGGCCAGCUCCCCAAAGUGCAGAUGCCCAGCCUCAAGAUGGCCAAGGUGGACAUCAAGGCCCCCCAGGUGGACAUCAAGGGGCCCAAACUGGACCUGAAGGGCGCCAAAGGGGAAGUGAGUGUCCCCGACAUGGAGGUGUUGCUACCCACCGUGAAUGUGGAUGCACAGGUGCCCGGUGCCAAGGUGGAGGGUGCCCUGUCCGUGGGAGACAAGGAGGUAGCUGCCAGAGAGAGCAAGUUCAAGAUGCCCAAGUUCAAGAUGCCUUCCUUCAGCAUGUCAGUGCCAAGCAAGGAUUUGGGAACAUCCGUGGACAUGGAAGUGUCAGUGCCCAAGGUCAGAGCCGAGGCCACACAGCCCUCUCUGGGAAGGGAGGUGCAAGCCCCAGAGGGUGCCAUCCAAGUGCCCACUGCUGAUAUCGACCUCCCUGGGGAAGAGCUGGAGGUGUCCAUCCCUGAGGGAGAGGUGGCUGUGACCGGGCCAAAAGGCAAAGCAGAAGGGGUCAAGAUCAAGGGCCAGCUGCCCAAAGUGCAGAUGCCGAGCCUCAAGAUGCCCAAGGUGGACAUCAAGGCCCCCCAGGUGGACAUCAAGGGGCCCAAACUGGACCUGAAGGGUGCCAAAGGGGAGGUGAGCACCCCUGACAUGGAGGUGUCCCUACCCAGUGUGGAGGUGGACACCCAGGUGUCCGGUGCAAAGGUGGAGGCUGACCUGUCACUGGAAGUCAAGGAGGUGGCUGCCAGAGACAGCAAGUUCAAGAUGCCCAAGUUCAAGAUGCCAUCCUUUGGCACGUCGGCGCCAAGCAAGUCCUUGGAAGCCUCUGUGGCUGCGUCCCUGCCCAAGGUCCAGGCUGAGGUUUCCAUGCCCUCUAUCCAGGCCGACGUCAAGACCAGUGACGUGACCAUUGAGCUGCCAUCUGCCGACCUAGAUGUCAAGACUGCCUCGGUGGGCCUGAAGCUCCCUGAGGGGCAAGAGCCUGAGGGGAAGCUCCAGGAACCCUCGGCCACAGCCGGACUCAAAGGGCACCUACCCAAGGUGCAGAUGCCCAGCAUCAAAAUGCCCAAAGUGGACUUCAAGGCCCCCCAGGUGGACAUCAGGGGGCCCAAACUGGACCUGAAGGGCACCAAAGGGGAGGUUAGCGCCCCUGAUAUGGGGGUGUCCCUACCCACCAUGGAGCUGGACACUCAGGUGCUUGGCACCAAGGUAGAGGCUGACCUGUCCAUAGGAGACAAAGAGGUGGCCUCCAGAGACAGCAAGUUCAAGAUGCCCAAGUUCAAGAUGCCAUCCUUUGGUGCGUCAGUGCCAAGCAAGGAUUUGGGAACAUCCGUGGACGUGUUGGUGCCCAACGUCGGAACUGAGACCACACAGCCCUCCCUGGGAAGGGAGGUGCGAGCCCCAGAGGGUGCCGUCCAAGUGGCCACUGCUGAUAUCGACCUCCCUGGGGGAGAGCUGGAAGUGUCCUUCCCCGAGGGAGAGGUGGCUGUGUCUGGGCUGAAGGGCAAAGCAGAAGGGGUCAAGAUCAAGGGUCAGCUUCCCAAAGAGCAGAUGCCCAGCCUCAAGAUGGCCAAGGAGGACAUCAAGGCCCCCCAUGUGAACAUCAAGGCCCCCCAGGUGGACAUCAAGGGGCCAAAACUGGACCUGAAAGGCGCCAAAGGGGAGGUGAGAGCCCCCAACGUGGAGGUGUCCCUGCCCAGGGUGGAGGGGGACGCCCAGGUGUCCUUCGCCAAGGUGGAGUCUGACCUGUCCCUGGAAGACAAGGAGGUGGCCAUCAGAGACAGCAAGUUCAAGAUGCCCAAGUUCAAGAUGCCGUCCUUCGGUGCAUCGGUGCCAAGCAAGGAUUUGGGAACAUCCGUGGAUGUGUCAGUGCCCAAGGUCAGAGCCGAGACCACACUGCCCUCCCUGGGAGGGGAAGUGCGAGCCCCAGAGGGUGCCAUCCUAGUGCCCGCUGCUGAUAUUGACCUCCCGGUUGGAGAGCUGGAGGUGUCCCUCCCCGAGGGAGAAGUGCCUGUGUCCGGGCUGAAGGGCAAAGCUGAAAGGGUCAAGAUCAAGGGUCAGCUGACCAAAGUGCAGAUGCCCAGCCUCAAGAUGCCCAAGGUGGACAUCAAGGCCCCCCAGGUGGACAUCAAGGGGCCCAAACUGGACCUGAAGGGCGUCAAAGGGGAGGUGAGUGCCCCUGAUGGGAAGGUGUCCCUUCCCAGCAUGGAGGUGGACUCCCAGGUUCCCGACGCCAAGGUGGAGGCUGACCUGUCCGUGGGAGAAAAGGAGGUGGCUGCCAGAGACAGCAAGUUCAAGAUGCCCAAGUUCAAGAUGCCGUCCUUCAGUGCAUCAGGACUAAGCAAGUCCUUGGAAGCCUCUGCGGAUGCGUCCCUGCCCAAGGUACAGGUUGAGGUUUCCAUGCCCUCUAUCCAGGCCGACGUCAAGACCAGUGAUGUGACCUUUGAGUUGCCAUCAGCCGACCUAGACAUCAAGACUGUCUCGGUGGGCCUGAAGCUCCCUGAGAGCCAAGAUCCCAAGGGGGAACUCCAGGAACGCUCAGCCGCAGGCGGACUCAAAGGACUCCUGCCCAAGAUGCAGAUGCCCAGUAUCAAAAUGCCUAAAGUGGACUUCAAGGACCCCCAGGUGGACAUCAAGGGGCCCAAACUGGACCUGAAGGGUGCCAAAGGAGAGGUGAGUGCCCCUGACAUGGAGAUGUCCCUACCCACCGUGGAGGUGGAUGCCCAGGUUCCUGAGGCCAAGCUGGAGGCUGACCUGUCCGUAGGAGACAAGGAGGUGGCUGCCAGAGACAGCAAGUUCAAGAUGCCCAAAUUCAAGAUGCCGUCCUUCGGUGCGUCGGAGCCAAGCAAGGAUUUGGGAACAUCCGUGGACAUGUCGGUGCCCAAGGUUGGAGCCGAGGCCACAUUGCCCUCCCUGGGAGGGGAGGUGCGAGCCCCAGAGGGUGCCGUCCAAGUGCCCACUGCUGAUAUCGACCUCCCUGGGGGAGAGUUGGAGGUGUCCCUCCCCAAGGGAGAGGUGGCUAUGUCUGGGCUGAAGGGCAAAUCAGAAGGGGUCAAGAUCAAGGGUCAGCUGCCCAAAAUGCAGAUGCCCAGCCUGAAGAUGCCCACGGUGGACACCAAGGCCCCCCAGGUGGAUAUCAAGGCCCACCAGGUGGACAUCAAGGGGCCCGAACUGGACCUGAAGGGCACCAAAGGGGAGGUGAGCGUCCCCGACAUGGAGGUAUUCCUGCCCUGCAUGGAGGUGGAUGCCCAGGUGCCUGGCCCCAAGGUGGAGGCUGACCUGUCCCUGGGAGACAAGGAGGUGGCCACCAGAGACAGCAAGUUCAAGAUGCCCAAGUUCAAGAUGCCGUCCUUUGGUGCGUUGGUGCCAAGCAAGUCCAUGGAAGCUUCUGUGGACGUGUCCCUGCCCAAGGUCCAAGCUGAGGUUUCCAUGUCCUCCAUCCAGGCUGACGUCAAGACCAGUGACGUGACCAUUGAGCUGCCAUCUGCCCACCUAGACAUCAAGACUGCCUCGGUGGGCCUGAAGCUCCCUGAGGGUCAAGUGCCCGAGGGGGAAUGCCAGGAAACCUCGGCCGCAGGUGGACUCAAAGGGCAUCUGCCCAUGGUGCAGAUACCCAGUAUCAAAAUGCCCAAAGUGGACUCCAAGGCCCCACAGGUGGACAUCAGGGGGCCCAAACCGGACCUGAAGGACACCAAAGGGGAGGUGAGCGCCCCCAACAUGGAGGUGUCCCUACCCACCGUGGAGCUGGACGCCCAGGUGCCCAGCGCCAAGGUGGAGGCUGACCUGACCUUGGGAGACAAAGAGGUGGCCUCCAGAGACAGCAAGUUCAAGAUGCCCAAGUUGAAGAUGCCGUCCUUUGAUGUGUCAGUGCCAAGCCAGGAUUUGGGAACAUCCAUGGAUGUGGAAGUGUCACCGCCCAAGGUCAGAGCUGAGGCCACACUGCCCUCCCUGGGAAGGGAGGUUCAAGCGCCAGAGGGUGCUGUCCAAGUGCCCACUGCUGACAUCGACCUCUCGGGGGAAGAGCUGGAGGUGUCCCUCCCCGAGGGAGAGGUGGCUGUGUCCAGGCUGAAGGACAAAGCAGAAAGGGUCAAGAUCAAGGGCCAGCUGCCCAAAGUGCAGAUGCCCAGCCUCAAGAUGCCCAAGGUGGACAUCAAGGCCCCCCAGGUGGAUAUCAAGGCCCCCCAGGUGGACAUCAAGGGGCCCAAACUGGACCUGAAAGGCGCCAAAGGGGAAGUGAGCACCCCCGAUGUGGAGGUGUCCCUGCCCAGGGUGGAGGUGGAUGCCCAGGUGCCCGGUGCCAAGGUGGAGGCUGAUCUGUCCCUGGGAGACAAGGAGGUGGCCUCCAGAGACAGCAAGUUCAAGAUGCCCAAGUUCAAGAUGCCGUCCUUCGGCACGUCGGCACCAAGCAAGGAUUUGGGUACAUGUGUGGACGUGUCGGUGCCCAAGGUCAGAGCAGAGGCCACACUGCCCUCUCUGGGAGGGAAGGUACAAGCCCCAGAGGAUGCUGUCCAAGUGGCCACUGCUGAUAUCGACCUCCCAGGAGGAGAGCUGGAAGUGUCCCUCCCCAAGGAAGAAGUGGCUGUGUCCAGGCUGAAGGGCAAAGCAGAAGGGGUCAAGAUCAAGGGCCACCUGCCCAAAGUGCACAUGCCCAGCCUAAAGAUACCCACGGUGGACAUCAAGGCCCCCCAGGUGGACAUCAAGGGGCCCAAACUGGACCUGAAGGGCGCCAAAGGGGAGGUGAGCGCCCCCGACAUGGAGGUGUCCCUACCCACCGUGGAGGUGGAUGCCCAGGUGCCCAGCGCCAAGGGGGAGGCUGACCUGUCCAUGGGAGACAAGGACGUGGCCGCCGGAGACAGCAAGUUCAAGAUGCCCAAGUUCAAGAUGCCGUCCUUUGGCACGUCGGUGCCAAGCAAGUCCUUGGAAGCCUCUGUGGAUCCGUCCCUGCCAAAGGUCCAGGCUGAGGUUUCCAUGCCCUCCAUCCAGGCCGACGUCAAGACCAGUGACAUGACCAUUGAGCUGCCAUCUGCCGACCUAGACGUCAAGACUGCCUCAGUGGGCCUGAAGCUCCCUGAAGGACAAGUGCCCGAGGGGGAGCUCCAGGAACCCUCGGCCUCAGGCAGACUCAAGGGGCACCUGCCCAAGGGGCAGAUGCCCAGUGUCAAAAUGCCCAAAGUUGACUCCAAGGCCCCCCAGGUGGACAUCAGGGGGCCCAUACUGGACCUGAAGGGUGCCAAAGGGGAGGUGAGCACUCCAGACAUGGAGGUGUCCCUGCCCAGUGUGAAGGAGGACGCCCAGGUGUCCGGCGCCAAGGUGGAGGCUGACCUGUCUGUGGGAGAAAAGGAGGUGGCCUCCAGAGACAGCAAGUUCAAGAUGCCCAAGUUCAAGAUGCCAUCCUUCGGCGUGUCAGCACCAAACAAGGAUUUGGGAACAUCCAUGGACAUGGAAGUGUCACUGCCCAAGGCCAGAGCUGAGGCCACACUGCCCUCCCUGGAAAGGAAGGUGCGAGUACCAGAGGGUGCCAUCCAGGUGCCCACUGCUGAUAUUGACCUCCAUGGGGGAGACCUGGAAGUGUCCCUCCCUGAGGGAGAGGUGGCUGUGUCCGGGCUUAAGGGUAAAGCAGAAGGGGUCAGGAUCAAGAGCCAGCUGCCCAAAAUGCAGAUGCCGAGCCUCAAGAUGCCCAAGGUGGACAUCAAGGCCCCCCAGGUGGAUAUCAAGGCCCCCCAGGUGGACAUCAAGGGGCCCAAACUGGACCUGAAAGGGGCCAAGGGGGAGGUGAGCAUCCCCGAUGUGGAGAUGUCCCUGCCCAGCAUGGAGGUGGACGCCCAGGUGCCCGGUUCCAAGGAGGAGGCUGACCAGUCCCUGGGAGACAAGGAGGUAGCCACCAGAGACAGCAAGUUCAAGAUGCCCAAGUUCAAGAUGCCGUCCUUCAGCACGUCGGCGCCAAGCAAGGAUUUGGGAAUAUCCGUGGAUGUGUCAGUGCCCAAGGUCGGAACUGAAGCCACCCUGCCCUCCCUGGGAGGGGAGGUGAGAGCCCCCGAGGGUGCCGUCCAAGUGGCCACUGCUGAUAUUGACCUCCCAGGUGGAGAGCUGGAGGUGUCCCUCCCCGAGGGAGAGGUGGCUGUGUCCGGGCUGAAGGGCAAAGCAGAAGGGGUCAAGAUCAAGAGCCAGCUGCCCAAAAUGCAGAUGCCCAGAAUGAAGAUACCCACGGUGGAUAUCAAGGUCCCCCAGGUGGACAUCAAGGCCCCCCAGGUGGACAUCAAGGGACCCAAACUGGACCUGAAGGGCGCCAAAGGGGAGGUGAGUGCCCCCGACAUGGAGGUGUCCCUGCCCAGCGUGGAGGUGGACGCCCAGGUUCCCGACGCCAAGCUGGAGGCUGACCAGUCCCUGGGAGACAAGGAGGUGGCCGCCAGAGACAGCAAGUUCAAGAUGCCCAAGUUCAAGAUACCGUCUUUUGGCGCGUCGGUGCCAAGCGAGUCCUUUGAAGUGUCUGUGGACCCGUCCCUGCCCAAGGUACAGGCUGAGGUUUCCAUGCCCUCUAUCCAGACUGACAUCAAGACCAGUGAAGUAACCUUUGAGCGGCCAUCUGCCGACCUAGAUGUCAAGACUGCAUUGGUCGGCCUGAAGAUCCCUGAGGGCCAAGUGCCCGAGGGGGAGCUCCAGGAACCCUCGGCCUCAGGCAGACUCAAAGGGCACCUGCCCAAGGUGCAGAUGCCCAGCGUCAAAAUGCCCAAAGUGGACUUCAAGGCCCCCCAGGCGGACAUCAGGGGGCCCAAACUGGACCUGAAGGGCGCCAAAGGGGAGGUGAGCACCCCCGACAAGGAGGCGUCCCUACCUGCCGUGGAGGUGGACACCCAGGUGCCCAGCACAAAGGGGGAGGCUGACCUGUCCAUGGGAGACAAGGAGGUGGCCACCAGAGACAGCAAGUUCAAGAUGCCCAAGUUCAAGAUGCCUUCCUUCGGCAUGUGGGUGCCAAGCAAGGAUUUGGGAACAUCUAUGGACGUGGAUGUGUCACUGUCCAAGGCCAGAGCCGAGGCCACACUACCCUCCCUGGGAAAGGAGGUGCGAGCCCCAGAGGGCGCCAUCCAAGUGCCCACUGCUGAUAUCGACCUCCCUGCGGAAGAGCUGGAGUUGUCCGUCCCUGAGGGAGAGGUGGCUGUGACCGGGCCAAAAGGUAAAGCAGAAGGGGUCAAGAUCAAGGGCCAGCUGCCCAAAGUGCAGAUGCCGAGCCUCAAGAUGGACAUCAAGGACAUCAAGAUGCCCAAGGUGGACAUCAAGGCCCCCCAGGUGGAUAUCAAGGGGCCCAAACUGGACCUGAAAGGUGCCAAAGUGGAGGUGAGCACCCCUGAAGUGGAGAUGUCUCUGCCCAGCAUGGAGAUGGACGCCCAGGUUCCUGGUGCCAAGGUGGAGGCUGACCUGUCCCUGGGAGACAAGGAGGUGGCCGCCAGAGAUAGCAAGUUCAAGAUGCCCAAGUUCAAGAUGCCAUCCUUCAGCUCGUCGGUGCCAAGCAAGGAUUUGAGAACAUCUGUGGAUAUGUCAGGGCCAAAGGUCGGAGUCGAGGCCACCCUGCCCUCCCUGGGAAGGGAGGUGUUAGCCCCAGAAGGUGACGUCCUAGUGGCCACUGCUGAUAUCAACCUACCGGGGAGUGAGCUGGAGGUGUCCCUCCCCGAGGGAGAAGUGGCUGUGUCUGGGCUGAAGGGCAAAGCAGAAAGGUUUAAUAUCAAGGGUCAGCUGCCCAAUGUGCAGAUGCCCAGCCUGAAGAUGCCUACGGUGGACAUCAGGGCCCACAAGGUGGACAUCAAGGCUCCCCAAGUGGACAUUAAGGGGCCCAAACUGGACCUGAAGGGUGCCAAAGAGGAGGUGAGAGCCCCCGAUGUGGAAGUGUCCCUGCCGAGCUUGGAGGUGGAUGCCCAGGUGCCCGAAGCCAAGCUGGAGGCUGACCUGUCACCGGAAGACAAGGAGGUGGCCACCAGAGACAGCAAGUUCAAGAUGCCCAAGUUCAAGACGCCGUCCUUUGGCGCGUCGGCACAAAGCAAGGAUUUGGGAACAUCUGUGGAUGUGGAAGUGUCAAUGCCCAGUGUCAGAGCCAAGGCCACGCUGCCCUCCCUGGGAAGGGAAGUGCAAGACCCAGAGGUUGCCGUCCAAGUGCCCACUGCUGAUAUCAACCUCCCUGUGGAAGAGCUGGAGGUGUCCCUCCCCGAGGGAGACGUGGCUGUGUCUGGGCUGAAGGACAAAGCAGAAGGGGUCAAGAUCAAGGGCCAGCUGCCCAAAGUGCAGAUGCCGAGCCUCAAGUUGCCCAAGGUGGACAUCAAGGCCCCCCAGGUGGAUAUCAUGGCCCCCCAAGUGGACAUCAGGGCUCCCAAAAUGGACCUAAACGGUGCCAAAGGGGAGGUGAGUGCUCCCAAAGUGGAGGUGUCCCUGCCCAGCGUGGAGGUGGACACCCAGGUGCCCAGCGCCAAGGUGGAGGCCGACCUGUCCCUGGGAGACAAGGAGGUGGCCGCCAGAGACAGCAAGUUCAAGAUGCCCAAGUUCAAGAUGCCGUCCUUUGGCGCGUCAGCACAAAGCAAGGAUUUGGGAACAUCCAUGGACAUGUCCCUGCCCAAGGUCGGAGCCGAGGCCACAUUGCCCUCCCUGGGAGGAGAGGUGCGAACCCCAGAGGGUGCCGUCCAAGUGCCCACUGCUGAUACCGACCUCCCGGGGGGAGACCUGGAGGUGUCCCCCCCCGAGGGAGAGGUGGCUGUGUCCGAGCUGGAGGGCAAAGCAGAAGGGGUCAAGAUCAAGGGCCAGCGGCCCAAAGUGCAGAUACCCAGCCUCAAGAUGCCUAUGGUGGACAUCAAGGCCCCCCAGGUGGACAUCAAGGGGCCCAAACUGGACCUGAAGGGCGCCAAAGGGGAGGUGAGCGCCACCAACGUGGAGGCGUCCCUACCCACCUUGGAGGUGGACGCCCAGGUGCCCGGUGCCAAGGUGGAAGCUGACCUGUCCAUGGGAGACAAGGAGGUGGCCGACAGAGACAGCAAGCUCAAGAUGCCCAAGUUCAAGAUGCCGUCCUUCGGCACGUCGGCGCCAAGCAAAGAUUUGGGAACAUCCAUGGACGUGUCCCUGCCCAAGGUAGGAGCCAAGGCAACACUGCCCUCCCUGGGAGGGGAGAUGAAAGCCCCAGAUGGUGCUGUCCAAAGGCCCACUGCUGAUAUUGACCUCCCUGGGGGAGAGCUGCAGGUGUCCCUCCCGGAGGGAGAGGUGGCUGUGUCCGAGCUGAAGGGCAAAGCAGAAGGGGUCAAAUUCAAGGGUCAGCUGCCCAAAGCACAGAUGCCCAGCCUGAAGAUGCCCAAGGUGGACAUCAAGGCCCCCCAGGUGGAUGUCAAGGUCCCCCAGGUGGACAUCAAGAGGCCCAAACUGGACCUGAAAUGCACCAAAGGGGAGAUUAGCUCCCCCGACAUGGUGGUGUCCCUGCCCAGAGUGGAGGUGGAUGCCCAGGUGCCUGGCACCAAGGUGGAGGCUGACCUGUCCCUGGGAGACAAGGAGGUGGCCGCCAGAGACAGCAAGUUCAAGAUGCCCAAGUUCAAGAUGCCGUCCUUCGGUGCAUCAGCGCCAAGCAAGUCCUUGGAAGCCCCUGUGGAUGCAUCCCUGCCAAAGGUACAGGCUGAGGUUUCCAUGUCCUCUAUCCAGGCUGACGUCAAGACCUGUGACAUGACCAUUGAGCUGCCAUCUGCCGACCUAGACAUCAAGACUGGGUUGGUGGGCCUGAAGAUCCCUGAGGGCCAAGUGCCCGAGGGGGAGCUCCAGGAACCCUCGGCUACAGGCGGACUCAAAGGGCACCUGCCCAAGAUGCAGAUGCCCAGCAUCAAAAUGCCCAAAGUGGACUUGAAGACCUCCCAGGUGGACAUCAAGGGGCCCAAACUGGACCUGAAGGGCGCCAAAGGGGAGAUGAGUGCUCCCGAAGUGGAGGUGUCCCUACCCAGCGGGGAGGUGGAUGCCCAGGUGCCCCGCACUAAGGUGGAAGCUGACCUGUCCAUGGGAGACAAGGAGGUGGCCACCAGAGACAGCAAGUUCAAGAUGCCGUCAUUUGGCACAUCGGCACCUAGCAAGGAUUUGGGAACAUCCGUGGACAUUUUGGUACCCAAGGUCGGAGCCAAAGCCACACUGCCCUCCCUGGGAGGAGAGGUGCGAGCCCCAGAGGGUGCCGUCCACGUGCCCACUGCUGAUAUCGACCUCCCGGGCGGAGAGCUGGAGGUGUCCCCCCCCCGAAGGAAAGAAGGGGUCAAGAUCAAGGGCCAGCUGCCCAAAGUGCAGAUGCCGAGUCUCAAGAUGCCCAAGAUGGACAUCAAGGCCCCCCAGGUGGACAUCAAGGCCUCCCAGGUGGACAUCAAGGGGCCCAAACUGGACCUGAAGGGCGCCAAAGGGAAGGUGAGCACCCCCGACAUGGAGGUGUCCCUACCCACCGUGGAGGUGGACGCUCAGGUGUCCAGUGCCAAGGUGGAGGCUGACCUGUCCCUGGGAGACAAGGAGGUGGCUGCCAGAGACAGCAAGUUCAAGAUGCCCAAGUUCAAGAUGCCGUCCUUUGGCGCGUCGGCGCCAAGCAAGUCCUUGGAAGCCUCUGUGGACGCGUCCCUGCCCAAGGUCCAGGCUGAGGUUUCCAUGCCCUCCAUCCAGGCCGACGUCAAGACCAGUGACGUGACCAUUGAACUGCCAUCUGCCGACCUAGACAUCAAGACUGCCUCGGUGGGCCUGAAGCUUCCUGAGGGGCAAGUGCCCGAGGGGGAGCUCCAGGAACCCUCGGCCUCAGGCAGACUCAAAGGGCACCUGCCCAAGGUGCAGAUGCCCAGCAUCAAAAUGCCCAAAUUGGACAUCAUGGGGCCCAAACUGGACCUGAAGGGUGCCAAAGGGGAGGUGAGCACCCCCGACGUGGAGGUGUCCCUACCCACCGUGGAGGUGGAUGCCCAGGUUCCUGAGGCCAAGGUGGAGGCUGACCUGUCCGUGGGAGACAAGGAGGUGGCCGCCAGAGACAGCAAGUUCAAGAUGCCCAAGUUCAAGAUGCCGUCCUUCGGUGUGUCAGCGCCAAGCAAGGAUUUGGGAACAUCUGUGGACCUGGACGUGUCAGUGCCCAAGGUCGGAGCCAAAGCCACACUGCCCUCCCUGGGAGGAGAGGUGCGAGCCCCAGAGGGUGCCGUCCAAGUGCCCACUGCUGAUAUCAACCUCCCUGGGGAAGAGCUGGAGGUGUCCCUUCCCGAGGGAGAGGUGGCCGUGUCUGGGCCGAAGGGCAAAGCAGAAGGGGUCAAGAUCAAGGGCCAGCUGCCCAAAGUGCAGAUGCCGAGCCUCAAGAUGCCCAAGGUGGACAUCAAGGCCCCCCAGGUGGACAUUAAGGGGCCCAAAGUGGACCUGAAAGGCGCCAAAGGGGAGGUGAGCGCCCCCGACGUCGAGGUGUCCCUGCCCAGUGUGGAGGUGAGCGCCCAGGUGUCCAGUGCCAAGGUGGAGGCCGACCUGUCCCUGGGAGACAAGGAGGUGGCUGCCGGAGACAGCAAGUUCAAGAUGCCCAAGUUCAAGAUGCCGUCCUUUGGCACGUCGGCGCCAAGCAAGUCCUUGGAAGCCUCUGUGGAUGCGUCCCUGCCCAAGGUCCAGGCUGAGGUUUCCAUGCCCUCUAUCCAGGCCGACGUCAAGACCAGUGACGUGACCAUUGAGCUGCCAUCUGCCCACCUAGACGUCAAGACUGCCUCGGUGGGCCUGAAGCUCCCUGAGGGUCAAGUGCCCAAGGAGGAGCUCAAAGAACCCUCAGCCGCAGCCGGACUCAAAGGGCACCUGCCCAAGGUGCAGAUGCCCAGCAUCAAAAUGCCCAAAGUGGACUCCAAGGCCCCCCAGGUGGACAUCAAGGGGCCUAAACUGGACCUGAAUCAGGAUGCCAAAGGGGAGGUGAGCGCCCCUGACGUGGAGGUGUCCCUGCCCACCGUGGAGGUGGAUGCCCAGGUUCCUGUUGCCAAGCUGGAUUCAUCUUCUGGGGAGGUUGAAGUGUUUUCCAAAGCAGCCAAGUUUAAAUUUCCUAAAAUCAGCAUUUCCUCCUCUCGAACCUCCCCCAGUAAGCCUUCCCUGGUCUCUCCAGGGCUUGACAUUCCUGAUAAAGUUACCCAGAAUUCGCUCUCCUCAGGCCUCAGAGAUCCAGUUGUCUCUGGUGGUGAUCAGCACGCUUUCCAUAUGGAAGGUGAUGUCGCCUUGUCGGUUGGAAAAGAAGGAGAAAAAAGCAAAAGCAAAAAGUCCCAUUUUAAAUUGCCCAAAGUCUUCUCUCCACCAGGGAAAGCAGAUAAAGGCUUUGUAGCUUCUGCAGAGGAAACUGAGGUCCCUUUGCCUGUGAGGGCCUCGGCGUCCCCCUUAGAGUCAGGACAUGGGGAGCCCCUGGGGACGCCUGUGGCUUCCGUGGAGACUUCCCUGCCGCUGUCCAGGCCGGGCUGGCUCAGUGGUCCCCAUGGGGAAUCAUCCUGCCUCAGUCCCAGUGAGGGUGUCACACUUACAAAAUACCAGGUGACCGUCCCCAGAGGCCCCGUCCCUUCCGAGCUGCCUUGUGAAACCCCAUCCAGGUCCCAGUUGCACGCUCAGCUUCCCAGCAUGGCAGGUGCAGGCGACCUCCCGUCCAGUGAGAGCAUUCUACUGUCCCAGCCUGACGGUCACACGAGCCCCGUGGACAUUGUACUUCCCGAAUCUUAUGGCCGGGUGACUUUUCCUAAAUUCCAUCGACCAAAGUUCCGACUGUCACUGCCAACAUCAGCCGCUGCAGUGGUGGAGCCUGGAGCUGCCGAGCGUGCACCCCCCACGUCCCCACCACUCGCUGCACAGGGACUGGACUCCUCCGUGGAGGAAGCCACGGCGUUCCCAGUGCCAGAGGGUCAUCUGCCACCUGCAGGUGUCUCUGCGUCCACGGUGGCAGAGGGACAGGCAGGCACUGCGGGGACGUCAGCAGUGGCCCCAGAGGAAGCCCCAGCUGAAGGUGCGGGGCGCAAGGGCAAAGGCAGGCCCGUGACAGCCCCGAGGCUCAAGCUUCCCUCCUUCAGCUGGUCCCCGAAGAAGGGGGCGGAGUCCAAAGCAGACCCUGGACACAGCCCGGCUGUCACUGCAGAUGCUCUGGGCAGCCCGCCCAGGGGUCCCGUUACACCUGCAGAAGCUGGUGCAGAUGUGUCUCUCGGGAAGGACGGAGAGGCGGGAGCAGUCAGGACACCAGCCCUUGCCCAGCUGAAGGUCGCACCUCCCGGAAUGGAGGCUUCCACACGGGGGGCCGGCCUGCCCCGGGGAGACCCAGGCCUGGCCCUUGCCGGCUCCACAGACACGGCCAGUGGUAAGGGUGGUGUUGGAGGUGCUGGCACGGCCGCAGGCCCCCCAGAAGGAGCGGAUGUGAGCCUCCACCUCCCGGAGGCCCCUGUUCCCAGCGCGGGCUUUGUGAAACCUGACCUCAGCCCCGGGGAUGCCACGGUAGAGGGGAGCCUGUCUACAGGCCACCUUCCUCUUCCCAAACACGGCCUGUCUCUCAGGGACAGCACCCAAGAGCACGGGCCUGGGGACAGCUCAGCAAGCCAGCUCUGUGGGGACGUGAUGGCCUCUUUGGUGGAAGACCCCCUUCAGCCAUCCCCAGCGGUGGGGAGCCCAGAGAGGGAUGCAGCCGUGGGAGAAGCACCAGCGGGCUCCAGGGAGAGCUGGUUUAGGAUGCCCUCACUCCGCCUGCCCGGCUUCGGACGCCCCCACAAAGAGCGGGUGGGCUCUGCCGGGCUGGGGGCUCAGAGGCCCGCGCCGGUGACGGCCGGUGUGCAAGGGGAAGGAGAGGCCGUGGUUGGGAUGCAGAGUCCGGAUGCCUGUGCACCUGCGUCAGAGGUGGACGCUGCUAAGUCCCUGCAGCCCCCCGAGGCUGGUGCAGAUGGGGCAGCUGUAGGCAGCCCGGCUUCCUCCUAUGCAGAUGUUCUUCGGAGGGAUCUUGAUCUUCACGCCUCUGUGGGGCCAUCAGCUUCCGAGGUCAGGGUCCGGCCGGGCGCAGGCUCCCUGCCCCUCCAGCUGCAUGGGGUGCUUGCAGAGCCCCGCGGCCCUCCAGGAGAAGCAGGUGAGCCCCUUCUUCCUGGGCCAGCAGGCCAGGGCCUGGGCAGAAGGGCCCAGGGGGCAGAGGGGCCGCCUUCCCAGCCUGAGGGCCCUGUCAGACUGAGGGCUUCCAGUACGGAUGUGCCAUCCCAGGUUUCUGUAGUCAACGUGGGUCAAGUCUGGGAAGACUCUGUGCUACGUGUCCAGUUCCCCAAGUUAAAGGUACCGAGGUUCAGCUUCCCGGCCCCCAGCUUGGAGCCUGACAUUUUCGUGCCCAGUGUGAGAGAGUUGUCAUCCUGCCCGCAGAGCGGUCCUGACACAGCCCUGCUGGAACAAAGCCCUAGCGGGCGGGGCACCAGCAUCCCGAAGGCCCCCGUGGCCCUCGGCCUCUCCUCGGAAGCUGCCCCCAUUUGUAAGGUCAGAGUGCACAUUCAGGGCGCGGAGGCUGCCAGCCGCAAGGUGGCCGUGCACAGCACGGUGACCGCCGGGUACACCGAGCUCUCGGGGCCCGAGGCCUUUCCCACCCAGAUCGUGCAGGAGUCAGAGGUCCCCGCAUCGGAGACCCAAACACCUUCCCGUGGGUUUUCCUUGCUGAAGGGGAGGGUCCCAGAACCCCCCCCUCGGGCGCGGGUGCACCUGGUGACCACAGAGUGCGGGCUGAGGGGGCGCCUUCGAGAGGCUCAGGAACCCGUCCCAGGAGCAGACCCCGUUUCUGGAGACCUCCAGCCUGACACCGGAGAGCCUUUUGAAAUUAUCUGUCCCAGUGUAGACAUGCCGGGACCGCCAGCGUGUUCAUCUGACCUUCACUCUGGCCAUGGGCGUGCCGACAGCUGUUCUGACGAGGAGCCCGCGGAAAUCCUCGAAUUCCUGCCGGAGGAGGGCCAGGAGGCAGAGGAGGCCGAGGCUCCCAAAGCAAAACCUGAAGGGAGAAGGUCCUCUGGUCUGUUCCGGUUUUGGCUCCCGAGCAUCGGGUUUUCUUCCUCGGCCUCCGAGACAAGUGCCGAUUCCCAGGCCGAUGCCCAGAGACCAGCUCCCGUGCAGACCCAGCCCGAGGCGCAGACCCCUCCCUCGCAGGAGAAGGGGGGCUGGUUCCGGUUUCCUAAGUUGGGGUUCUCCUCCUCCGCCACCAAGAAAAGCAAAAGUGAGGAAGAGGAGGUGAGUCUGGCCGAGCAGAGUCUCCAAGAGGAGGCAGGUACCUUCUAUGACGCGCGAGAAAGCUUCUCCCCAGAAGAGACAGGAGCAGGGGAGCUGGCGGAGGCCGCGGGCGCCAGGCGGGGCUCCGGCACCAUGGUGACCUCCGCGGCGAGAACCGAGCUGAUCCUGCUGGAGCAGGACGGAGCCGCCAGCCAGCAGUCUGCACCCAGGCCCGCCACCAAAUGAGGGCCGGGAAGGGGUGACUGUUCCGCAGAGGACAGACGCCCGCACCAAGUCCCGAAGCAGAACCCCGGCCACACGGAGCUCCCAUCCCGACCACGCCGGUGUCCACGGCGUCCACCGCACUCCCGGACGCGGUACACCAGCCGGGCAACCGCCACGCAGCCCUCCAACGGGGCGGGGGGCCGAGCUGUGGAGCGUGCCGGCUGAGCCAGCUUCCUCCAUGGCCGCUUGGGGCGGGUGAGCCGGCGGAGGUCUGCACCGUCCCGUGCUCGCACAGCCCCCACGUGCCGCUGUGCCCCCCACUGCACACGCUUCAGCCAGGCUGCCGGUGGAACCGCCCCCCCCAGUGGACAAUAAAGGACAAGACACAUCCCACAGCAC